AUGAAUAUUAAUAACGCAGCACAAUAUACCAUAACAAUAUGGAUUAUAACAAUUUUCUGUACAUUGAUACAUGGUCAUUGUCCAAUCAUUCGAACUUAUUCUAAUAAUACCGGUGUGUUACUAUUUAAUAAAACUGCAAUGGCAACAUCAUCAAAUUGUCAGUGGUUAGUUGCUGGUACACAAAAUCAAAGAAUUAUUGUACAAUUUGAUUACGUUUUAAUACCAAUAUCUAUAAAAGAAUUAAUUCAUAAUGGAUGUGCUAGAGGCGUAAUUGAACUUUGGACACCCGGUCUUGAAUAUGAAAAAGUAAAAAUAUGUGGUGAACGUAAAAAUGUUAGAAUUGGUGGCGUGGGCCAAACACUAUUGAUUGAACUGAAAAUAAGUGAUCCACAAUUGGAUGUUAAUUUUUUAAUGCACUAUAAAUUAGUUGAAAUUGAGCGUAGAAUCGUUGAGCACACCAUCGAGCAUCAAGAAUCCAACAAAGAUAGAAAAUUUUAA
Molecule: messenger RNA, 498 nt
Organism: Didymodactylos carnosus
Lineage: Eukaryota; Metazoa; Rotifera; Eurotatoria; Philodinida; Philodinidae
Source: the annotation of a GenBank genome assembly